UGUUAUGCGUCAUUUCUUGAUAGGAAUUGACUAACAAUGGCGAUGUGUUAGUUGUCAAAUUUGUUAAAAUAUCGUAAUAAUGGGAGCUUUUCUGCAUUAUUAUCAGAAUAAAAUCACUAUUUGAUAAUACUUUAAGUGUCCGAGAACCUUAUCACUUGAAAAUUGCUUCAAACAUCGCUAUAAAUGAGCUUCGACGGAUAUAUCAGUAAAAUCCUUUGUUCUUUGUCUUGACACUCGGAAAAAAAAUCUGAGUGAUAUUUGACAAAGAAUACUCGGUUUACACCAGGAUAAUUGUCAUUGAAACAAGAAGCAUUGCUGUUGAAGGUGGAAUAUAUUAGUCAAAAUACUAGAAAAUGGCCAUUUGGGAAAAUAUAAGCCCAAAAAGGAUGUAAUGCACUUAGUGACGUCAUAAAGUGAAAAAACAAUUUUGGGGCUACACCUCGCACUUGGAUACAUUUCCUUCGGAGUUUAUAUUAAUAACACACACUAUUGAAAAUAAAUGUAAUAAAAAUGUGUUGAAAUUAUAAAUUGGAAGCCUUCUCUUUUUUUGUCUGUUUGCACGGUUUUUAAUGAAAUAUCCCUGUAUUUUAUGUAUUGGAAUAUGCCAUUACAAGCUUUUAAGAUAUUGGGAGUUAUAGUAAAACGCUUGUUUCUAGUACUUCAAAAAAAGUAAUUCGCGAUUUAGCUGUGACUAGAAUAUACAGGUCAAAUACUCGAUUUACUUGUUAUCAGCAGUUUUUGGCAAUGUUCCAAGUCUCGACAUCGCGUAAACGCUUACUGUACACAUUUAACCGAGGGUGGUUCAAUGCACAAGCUUAAUUACACACGGCGAACAAUAAAACUUCUUUUGCCCGCGGCAAACUGAUAUCUUUCCGUGAAUCAAUAUUGUAACGCACCAGCGCUUCCGUAGAAAGAAUAUUUGCGAGGCUACCGCGGGGAGCUGUCAAACUUAUUGAAAAUCGAUAAACCUUAGAAGCAGAUAACUCGUUGGACUUGCACAUAGUCUAGUUGCCUCGCUUAUACGUUUGAUGCACAUGGUCACAGUUUUUAAAUAAAUUAUGCGCAUUUUACCUUCUUUUUCUUCACAAGGUUGCCUUGUGAUUAUUUUUUGCGAUAUCUACAUGCCAACCAAAACACUAAACGUUGCGGUAAGAUAUGUGCGAACGGUAUGCCUGGGCGGUCAAAUGUCUGGCUCAAUUCAACAUUUUUGCUUAAGAGUUUUAUAUUUGUGACAUGUUAUAACAACAAUCUGGUCUAUUGAUACGCACAUUCACUAUAUAUUCCUGAAAGCUUAACCAGACUCAAGAGUCGGAAAUUGUAAUCAUAAGACUAAAUCUUUAAGAAAAAAUUAUAUAUAACAUGUGGAAUUGUUGGCAAAUAGUAUUGCAGAACCUGUGAUUGAAUAAAACCCGUCUAGUAUGCCCGUCAUUAAGAUUACUAGGGUAUAACUCUGCAGAGAUCACUUACAACUUCAUUCUAAUUGAGCAUUAAAUGCCAUAAAAAAAUACUGGAAUAUAGUUAAUGAGUGCACGUCGUUACAAUGUUCAACAGUCUCGUAGUGACUUGCACAGAAAAUCAUUUCAAUGAAUCUUCUUAAUUAAGACUGUUACACAUAAUAUUAGCCGAUUUCUUACUUUGCAUAUGGCCAAAAAAAAUGAGCCCGAUAGUGUAUCAAAACUAAUACAAUUAUGAAAACAUGGUCUGUUCUGAUGUAACCAUAACGCAUUAAUUAAAACAAAUGCAAAAUAGUCUGUAGUACUAACUGUUGAGAGAGUAUGAAAAGUUUUUUUAUUUUUUUUAUUUUCGAAGAAAAUAUUACUCAAACGAAAACGUUAAAAUUGUUAACGUUGAGCUGACCCCUGCCUUGUACACAAUCACAUGGAAUAUGCUGUAUAUUAAGCUGUCACGUGACGAUGACGUCACGCGGUUUAGUACGAAAUUUUUUAUCGGGACUACAGCGAAGUUGUAAUGUGUAAUGCAAUGUGCUAUUUUAAACGAAAAAUGUCGGCGUGUUUGAAGUUUACAUUAGGGAUGUAGAAUUCUAGGGAAAUGGUACGCGAAACAAGGUAUCUUCUCGUUGGGAAUUUACCCGAAACGACAACAGAGAACGAAAUAACGGAAUAUUUUAAGCGAUUUGGAAAAAUACAAAAAGUUAAAUUAGAAAGAAAGCCAGAUAGUUCAUCAGACAGUGACGAAAAGGAAGAAGGAUGUAUAACAGGUCUUACGGCUACUGUUGCUUUUACUGACAUUAAAUCUGCAUCUAAUGCGCAUAAAGCUGAGAAAAAAAUCGGAAAUAAUGUACUAUCUAGUGAAUAUAGUUCUGGAUUUGGAGCCACAGGAAGUGUUGUGAAAAGGACACAUGAACCAGAAAUUUUUCCAAGAGUGCCCCCUCCUGCACCCUUCCCAGCUAGAACUAAAGGUUUUGAAGAGGAAGCAGAUGGUUUUGAUGUUUAUUACGGAACAACUCCAACAUAUAGCGAACCAUCAUAUCCAAGUCCAUCGUUUGCCGAACGUGGGCGGCCACGAGAACGAUGGCCACCAGGUGCCCCUUUUCCUGGCCGAGGGGCCAAAUGGACACCAGGAACUUCCAGGCAGUUUUCUGACUCUUCCAGUAAAGAUGGAUUUGAAAAACCAAAAUCUGCAACCGCAUCAAUUCCAGCUUCUUCCCCGGCCUCACACACUAGUAGUAAACGUAGCAGAAAAAAGAAAAAACAUUCAAAGUCAAUAGAUAGGUCCAGAUCACGGUCAAGUGGUUCCAACACAAGUAGAAGUAGCUCAUCUGAAAGUGAAAGCGGUUCACAGAGCAGUAGCAAGGAACGGUCAAAAUCCACUGUUGCAUCCAUGGUUGCCAAGUCAGAAGCACAAGCAACGGAGAGCAGAGAAACAGAAAUAGAACCUGGGGAACGUGAACCUCUUGGAAUUCUCAUCCGACGGCUUCCACUUAGAUCUAGUGACACAAGUUUGAGAGACGGUUUGUUCCAUGAGUAUAAAAAGUACGGGAAAAUCACUGCUGUCCAGGUGUCGGGGGUCAGCGAGACCAGAUACGCCAUCAUCAGUUUUAAACAGGCAGAGGAUGCUCUCAAGGCUCUUGAAGCGUCACGAGAAAAACGAUUCUUCGGUGCACAGAUCAUUGCCGAGCAACAUGAGGGAUUAGAAGCUGAAGAUGGGGACUUCCUGACUCCAGAAGCGCAGCUAGAUGAGCACUCCCCUAAAGCCACUAGAACCCUUUUCCUUGGAAAUUUGGAUAAAGAAAUUUCUAUCGAGGAAUUGAAAGAAAAACUGGAAAAAUAUGGCGAUAUCUUGGAUGUGGAUGUGAAAAGACAGGGUGCGGUCACAGCUUACGCAUUUAUUCAGUUUACAGACAUUACGAGUGUUGUAAAAGCCCUUAAAGACCUGGAUGGGACUACAUGGGGCUCCACAAAACUGAAGGUUGGCUUUGGUAAGAGCAUGGCAACACCUGUCGUGUGGUUGGGAAAUCUCGCAGACACGGUACACGAAGGUUUUCUCUGUAAACAGUUCGCCAGAUUCGGAGCACUCAGUCAUACAGUGGUUGACCGCGAGAAUCACAAGGGGCUCGUGUUUUUCAUGAACGUUGAGAGUGCACAAUACGCACUUCCAGAGAUGCGUAAUAGGAUUUGGAAUGGCAAAAAAAUACAUAUUGAUUAUGCUAGCCGAGAUUGUCAGGAAAUGUUCUAUAAGAAAAUGGAACAGACUGGCCAGUUACGUCCUGGUGAGCGUCCAGACGCCCGAUCCAUGCAGAAGAAAAUAGCAGAAAAUCCACAUUGGGAUGAGGGAUUUGAUCCAAAUUUCAAAAGAGGAGGUUUUAACCAGUUUGGGCGUGGACGAGGCAGAUUCCAGCGUGGAAGGGGCUUCUUUAGGGGACGUGGUGGACCCGUUUUUGAAGGGCCAUACCCACCAGAUGAAUUUGCCAUGCGUAGAAAACAAUUUGAUGAAUACAGUCAAGGCAGCAGUCAAUACGUGGAGGAUGAUUAUGAGGCGGCAUUACGGGAAUAUGGACACAGUCAACGUGAACGUCAUGAACGGACUAGCCAGAGUCCUCCUGGAUAUGACGAAGUGUACUAUGAACGUACCACCUCACAAAGUGGGCAUGACUUUGACCCUUAUGAAAAACAUAGGUUUGCUUCAUAUAGGAGUUUAAGCCCCGGAAGUGAUCGUGAAAUGGAUAUAGCUGAUGAAGAAUUUAGAUACAAAGCACGAACUCCUAGUGAUGAAAGAUAUUACUAUAAAGAAAAAUUUUACGAUGAAACGCGAUCUCGUGAUCGAUCACACAGCAGUGAUAGUGAACAGCGUUACAGACUGUCGUCGGAAGUAGUGCGAAGACGAAGUAGGAGCCGGUCUCCGACUUUGUCAAAAUUGAAAAGAACCAAAGAAUUACCCAUAUCAUACAGAUCUCACUCCCCGCCCACUCCUACUGAAGAAGAAGGCUAUAAUAGUCCAACAGACUUUGAAAGUGCUUAUAGAAAAUACGGGGAUUAUAAGAAAAGACCAAGUUCGAGUAGUGUCGAGGGUGAUAGAAAAAGUGGUAUUCUUAUGAAUACAGGACUCCGUAAGGAAAUAGAAUCUAAAUCAGAAGAACGUUCAUCACGUAAAAGAUCGUAUGAUCAGUUGUCACCAAAGCGUUCAGAUUCAUUACAUAGAAUUGAAAGGCAGCAUAGCAGAGGAAGUAGGGCAGAUUCUCUUUAUGACUAUGAACGUGAAAAACUCUCUGCGAAGGAACUUAUUUCAAAAGUUCAGCGGUUAAGGUCAGAAGUGAAUGAACGCUUGGGUGUUAAAGAUAGUCCAAGUUCUAGUUCUAAUAGUGAAAUUGAUCCGUCAACAUUGACUGAAUCGGAUUUAAUAAAAUUACAUCGUGAAAAACAGAAAUUAUUGCAAAAAUUAACGUUAAUUGACGAUAGUGGGAAUUUAAGUGACAAUGAAAGUGAUUCACGGCAUGGAUCUAGUAAGAAAGCACGUUUGGAUUUAAAAUACUUACAAAAGUCAGACUCUCUGACUAAACAGGAAUUAAAAGAAAAACUAAAACAUUUAGAUGAGACACAGAGCUAUCGUAAACAAAUGGAUGCUCUAAGGAAGAAAGAACACCUCAGGGAUUAUAAGAAAUCUAAAUCGGCGAGUGAUGUGAAAAAAGACAUUUUGGAUUAUAGUGAAGAGGAUUCUUACUCUUUGAAUUCACCUCGGGAUUAUCCAUCUGGAUUUAUGCCAAAGAAAAGGCGAAAGGUUGAAGGUGAUAGUGACAGAAAAAGUAGGUCAUAUCGCUUGAGACAUGAAGAAGACACAGCUGGAUUUAGUAGUGAUGAUGAAAAAGAGAAACAUGAAAUAUUAAGACAAAGUAGUGCACAUGCGGAUUUAUAUUCCUCAAAGUCACGAACGUUAUCAAGUCUUGAUGCAAGGCUUGAGAGUGCAGAAUUUUCUUCUCAUUCGAAAGAAGAGUCGCGUCGUGUGUCCUCAGGAAGUGACAAUAAUAAAGAGCAUAGUGAACACAGUAGUCGCAGUCAUCGGCGGCAUAAAAAACGGGAUAAUCAUAUAACACCGCUAAUUCCACUAGGUGACGAUGAUAUGCCCGACCCAGAGACCUCUGAUCCGCGAUUACCGCGUGGCAAAUGUGAACGCCCACAGGUGUUACCGUUGCCAGAUUUUGCUCAAUUUAUUCAAUUUUCUCCAUUACCAUCACCUUGUCAUUCACCAGAACGUUACAGUGAUCUCCCAACAGACAGUGGUAGGGACAAAUUACGCGAGUCUGCGGCAGAUUCGGGUAAUGCAGACACGGCAUAUCAGUCUCCUUGUUUUUCACCUCAAAGUAGUAGUAGUAAGACUCAUUCCCCGUCCCAGUCUCCAAGUGGGUCGGGAUCUGAUACUAAAGCUAACACGAACUCUGACAGUGGAAGUGGAGAGAUACCUCUCGGUUUUCCAACUGAAACUGAACAAAUUGAUCCCGAUGUGAAUAAAACGGACAGUUUAGAUUCUGUACCAGAUCCAACAAAAGUUCCGGAAGAAUCAAAAGAACAUGAUGAUAGUUUCUCUGACAAUAAUAGUGAUGUUGAUAAUUUAGCAUCGGAUAAUCUUUCAAUUGAAGAAAGAAUUCGCCAACUUGAUGUGAAAUGGAAUAAAGCGCAAGCAGUUAACGCAGUUACACCUAAAGUAAUUCCUGAUGUUGACAGUAUGGUGAAUAAUUCAACAUCCACAGCCUCGCCAUUACUGACACCAUACACAGCGUCUCCAGUUGUAACCACUGCCGCUUCGAGUCCAUCUGCCUCGGCUUUAUAUUCCAAAUACAGAAUCCGGAAAAGAAAUGAUCCAUCUGGGUCAGGAGCUGAAAAGGGCGAUGGUCCAUCGGAAAUUGUACAGACUGUCUUGUCAAAAUCAAGUAUAUUUGAUCAGGAUAGUAAAAGACUUGGUCAAACAGAUGAAUCUAGUGAAAAUAAGGAAGUUCCAUGUACAAAUGAAAAUUCACCCAAAUCAUACAGUGCAUGGAAUAAGACAGACAUUAAAGAAAAUCCAAUGGUGACAGUACCAGGUUCACUUUUAGAUCGAUUAGGUCAAGGAAGUAAUGGUUCCUUUCCAACAUUGACAGUAAAUACAACAUUUCCUAGUGCUACAAAUGUGUCAGUGAACAAAACAGACUCAAUGAAUGCUAGUAUAUUCAGUUAUGACAGUAGGGCAGCUAAAAUUAGCCCUCUUCCAUGUUUGGAUAUACCAAGUGUUAAUGAUAAAAAUAGUUUAUCAGUAUCUCCUGUUGCAAUGGAAGAUAAUCUGCUCCAAAAGUUUGACACCUCUGAUAAAUCACCUAGGUUAGAACGAAAUGGUUUGAGUGGAAGUGACUUGGAUUUAACAAAAACUGAAAUUGAGAAGUCACCAGUAUUACCAAAGUCAAUUUUGAAAAAUAGAAGUGAUUCGGAUUUAAGCUUAACAAACAAGAACAUUAUGGAUAAAGAUGAUGUUGAAAAUGAUGUUAAGUCAGAUUCCGGUGUGGAAAAUAAACUAGAAAACUGUUUUAGAGAAAACAAAAUGGAUCUAAAUGAUAAAAGUGAAAUGAUCAAAAGUGAAAAGAAUGAAAACACUAAUGACGCUUAUACAAAUGAUGUUAAGUCUUCUAACCUAAAUGGAGAAAAUAUAGAUGUAAAAGAUGAAAAGUGUGAAGAUGUUAAAGAACUAAACAAAAGUGGUGCUAAAAAGGAGGAUACACAUAAAGACUUGGCAUUUCAGACCAGUGAUGAAAAACAUAAAUAUGAAAGUGCUACACAUGACAUUAAUAAAACAGAAAAUAAACAUGUAAUGAUGGACACAUCACAAAAUGAGAGUACUGUAAAUGAAGAUUCAAAAACUGAAAAGACUGUCAAGCCAGAGGCUAUUACUAAUCAAGCAGACAAAAUUAAAGAGGAAUGUGCUUCAGAUAACAAGAAAUCUGAAUCUGAUUCAGAAACAAAAGCUGCUAAGUCAGAAAUCAAAAUGGAAGUAGAGACUCCUCAGGAGAACAAGAAAAUUGAACAAAAACCACAGUCUAGUAAAACUCCCGACAAAGAGAAACAUUCCAGCAAAGAUUCCAGCAAAUCUUCCAAAGAUAACACAUUUAAAGAACCUAGUCAUAAGAAACAAAAAUUGUCUAAAGAUGGUAAAGAUAAGAAGUCAGAUUCAAGCCAUAAAGACGAGAAACAUAAAAAGAAAGAGUCUGAUAAGAAGGGGGAGUCUUCCCACAAGUCAAGCAGUGAGAAAAAAGAUGAGAAACAUAAGGAAAAACAUAAAUCAAAAUCAGAUAAAGACAAGAAAGAAAGUGAUAAGAAAUCAAAAGAUAAAGAUGAAAAGAAAGACUCUAAAGAUGAAAAGAAAAAGAAAGUUGAGAAAAAGGAGAAAGAGAAAAAAGAUGAAAAGGUAGAUAAAGAAACUAAAGAUGAUAAGGCAGAUAAACAUUCCAAAGAAAAGAAAGAUGAUAAAUCACAUGGUAAAGAUGGUGAAAGUAAAGACACCAAAGAGAAAAGUAGUGAAAAGAAAGAAAAAAGUGAGAAGAAACAUGAGAAGAAAGAAGGCCAUAAACAUGAUAAACAUGGAUUAAAAUCUCCAGAUAAAAAGUCAAAGUCUUCGCAUAAAGAAGAUGAAAGCAAAGAUCAGAAAGAAAAAUCUAAGGAAGCUUCUCAAAAGGAGUCUGCACCUAAAGAAGGCAGUUCUAAAGAUGGUGAGAAGGACAAACAAGACAAAGACAAGACUGAAAAGAAAGGUGAAUCAAGCAAGAAAGAACAUAAAAGCUCUUCCCAUAAGACAAAGAAAAGUAAAGAUGAAAGUAGUAAGAAGUCAAAAGAUGAAAACAGUGAUGCUAAAACUGUAAAAGACGAAACUGCUGAACCCAAGAAAAGCAAGGAGGAAGAAAGCAAGAAAGUAAAAGAUGAUCACAGUGAACAUAAGAAGAAAGAUGAGUCAAAUAAUAGAAAUAAUAAGGAUUCACCAGACAAAAAUAAGGAUGUAAACAGGAAAGAAAGUUCAGAAAAGAAAAGUUCUGAGAAAGCAAAAGACAAAUCAAGCAGUGGGGAGAAAUGUAAGGAAGACAAAUCAAAGGGCAAGGAAAAGGAAAAUAAAGAUAAAGACCCAGACCAUUCAAAGUCAAAGAGUAGUAAGCCUUCAUCUAGUACAAAUACAACAGAGUCAAGUGACAAGCCAAAAGCACAGUCAAGUGAAGCAAAAGUUGAGAAACCAAAGGCUGAAAAUGAAAAAGAUGAGAACAAAAAGACUGAAAAUAAGGAAGAUAAGAAAAGCAAGGACAGUGAAAUGACAAAAAACUCCAGCUCUAUGAAAAAGUCCUCAAAAGAUACAGAUUCUCAUAAGAAAAACUCUAAAACUGAGAAAUCGAGCAAGAAUAAUAAAGUAGAAGCUAAAAAGGAAGUUAAGCCCAAGGAAAAACCAGAACCAGAUAUCAAAAAUAAGAAGGAAACUCCUAAAAAGAAAGAGAAAGACCAUCCUAUCUAUAAUGGUUUGACUGAAGAAGAUCUUGCUAUCUUUGCCCAGUUUGCUGAUGAGUCGAGCCUAUCAAUGUAUGCUAAAGUGAAGAGGCGUUCUACUGAAAAGAAACUCCAUCAUGAUAAAGAACAUGAAGAACAAAAGAAACUGAUCUGUGAAUACAAGAGAAACCAAAAGGGCGUAAAGAAACAUAGUCUCAGUGAUAUCACUGAAAGUAGUGAGGUCAGCUCGGAUGAUAAUAGACGGAAAUCUGGAUCUGGACAGAAAAACAAGAAAAAGUUUGUUUUCUCCUCUGAUGAUAGCGAUAGUUCUACAGAUACAGGGGCAGAUAUACUACACAAGAAAAACAAAUCAAAAAUGCAGAUGAAGAAACCAAAGAGAAUUCUUGAUAUCUAUUCAUCAGAUUCAGAAGAAGAAGAAGAAAUUGGCAGCAAAACACCUUCCAAGAAAUCAGCAUCAGGAAAGAAAAAGAUACCAGAAAUACAUAGGGAACAUGAAAACAAAUUUGAAUUCGAUAGUAUCAGUGAUUCAGAUAACAAAACUAGUGCUACCAAACAGGCAAAAGUCAAAACUAAAACAAAGGCAAAUAAGAAACCGUCAAAGUCGAAAUCAGAAUCAAAAUCUCAACCUAAGAGUGAGAAAAAGGAAACUCUCAAACCAAAGAAGCCAAAAAUACAAAGGAAGGACCUUAGUUUCAAAGACCUUUUCUCUGAUGAUUCUGAUGAUAGUAUGGACUCAGAUAGUGACAGCGACAUUAUGAUGACAUCUAAAACCAAGAAGAAACCAUUCUUCAGUAAAAGUGACAAGAACAAAAAGAAGCUGCCAAGAGGAAGUUCUAUCUACACAUCAUCUGAAGACAGUGAUAGUGAAAGUGAUGAAGAAUUCAAACCAAUGUCUCCUCCCAAAACUACAGUUCUUCCUAAGAAAACAGAUAAGAAGAUUACCCCAUUUAAAGAUGCAGGCAGAAAAGACCAUGACAGUGACUCAUUGAAUUCAGAUACUGAAAUAAAAAAUGAAAAGAGCAAGAAAAACUUGAAAAAUAAGUUUGAAAUAAAACAUGAUAAUAGUUUUGAUAGUGACCACAGCUUCCUGUCUGACCCAGAAUUGAAUAAAGUCAACAAAAUUAAGACUGAACAUAAUGAUAACAAAGUUAAUAACAAAAUGGACAGUGAAAUUCUUUCUAGCUCUGACGCUGAAAAGAAAUUGAAGAAACAAAAAUCAAAAGAGAAAGUGGAAAAAGACAUACAUAAAUUUAACAAUAAUAAGAAGCUUCAUGACAUAAUAACAGAUGAUGGACGAUUCGACAAUCUUGCAAAGCUAGAAAUGGCAAAAGUUUACUCUGAAACAAUGUAUGAGAAAGAUACUUUGUUGUCUAAUUUGACAAACAAAGACAAUCUUCCUCCCAUACUUGCUGACAUCAACAAAGAACCUCUCUAUAAAUUGGGAAUGGAAUCUGUCAGGAAUGAUAUUCCAAAUUUGAAAGAUAUCACUUUUGAUGAGAAGUUGGGAAAAAUUAAGAAUAAGAAACAUAAGAAAGAAAAUAAGAAGAAAAAGAAGAAUAAGGAAAAAACUGGAAAAGAGUCAUCUUCAAAGGAAAAGGUUGAAAACACUAGUAACAAAACUGUUGAGCCCAAACCUGAAAUUCCACCAAAAACUGUUGAUUAUGCAGAGCAGCUUAAACAAGAUUCUGAUUUGGAAAAUGCAAAUGCAGUGAAUAGAAAUUUGUUUGAUGAAAUGAAGACAAUGAAAUCACCAGAAGGCAAAAAGAACAAAACCAAGAAGGAAAAAGAUGCAGCAGCAAACAACAAUAAACAAGCCUUGGAUAAAGAAAAACCUCAGCCUGAACCAGAUAGAUCAUCUGAUUCUCAGUUUUUGUCCGACUUGGAGAAAAGGAAGUCAGACCAAGUGGAAAAAUUACCUGUCACUAGUAAGAAGCCUGAUUUGAAGAAAUCGCCUAAUUCUGAUGUGUUCGAUUUCCAGGAGGAAGAGAGUAAAAUGAAGCCAAUUAAGGAAUCUCACAUGAAAGUUAUGAAACCAGAGUCGUAUGAGGUCAAGGUUGCUGGUGACCAUGACACUGAUACUGCUUCUAAUGUUCCUGUGGAGAUACAAGGGGUUGAAAUAGAGUACACAACAGAUGAGCAUGACUAUAAAGAUGAAGGAAAUGUAUGUCCUGAGGUAGAGACAACAGAAGUUGUAAUUGAAGAAGCUACUGAAGUGAAAGUUGAGAAAGAAAAACCAAAGCCAAGAAAGCGAAAGGGUCGUAAAAAUAGUGGAAAAGAAGGACUGGGUGAUCUUACUGAAGAAGCAGUUUCAAGUCUGUCAAAGGAAAGCAAAGCUCAAGUCCAAGGUGACAUUCAGACUGAAGUUGUUCAGUUUGAAGCACCUGUUUCUAAUGAACAGGAACUAGUUAUAGAUGAGGGUGUAUCUCUGCAUGUAGAAGAUGAAACAGAUAAGGCUGUGGAAUCAAUAGUAAAUGACGAAAACGAUGAAACAGCAAAGGCAGUGGAAUCAAUCUUGCUGGAUGGUAUGCCAACAUAUACAAUAUCUGAACCAGUGGAACCAACACCUGAACUUGAUCAAAAUUACCUACAGCCUGAGUUUGCCCCUAGUCUUCCUAUACCUCAGGUUGGAACCGAGGUUGAAACAGCAACAGCUAAUACCCUCAAGGGAAAGAAAGGCAGGAAAGGAAGAAGAACAAAGUCAGGUCAAGGUGAUGCACUGCUUAAUGAAAAUUCAAGCAAGAUUUCAGAUGGGAAACCAUUUGACUUGUUGGGAGAUACUGUUUUUGCUACUAACAUCUCGAAUUCUCUAGACCAAAAUGAUGAUGAUGAUGAUGGUAGAUUACAGAUUGACUUUGACCCGCCAAAACCAGAGGUCAAACAGAAGAAGCCCAGAAAACCCAAACAAACAAAGGCUAACAAAAUGAAUCCUGAAGCUGCAGCAUUAGCUGCUGAAAACAAGCUUGAAAAUCUGUUUGGAAACUUCAACAGUCAAGGUCAGAAUAAGGAUGAGCUGAAUAGAGAUUCCCUUAGCAGUGAGAGUUCAGAACUUGAAAGAGCUAAGCAUGAAGACCUGUUAUUUAUGGACAGGGAGGAUCAGAGACAUGAUUCAGAUAUGAUGUCUCCAGAUGAGCGUUCUACCUCUGAUGACUUGACAAGUCCAGAUGUUAUAAAAGCCAAGCCUAAAAGGGGCAGGAAGCCUAAGAAUAAAGAUCCAGUCAGUGUCCCAGUACCAAGGACAAAUUCACCAAGGGCAACCAGAACUUUGUCUCCUAGAUCACCUCGUAGCAACUUUGAUCCAAAAUCUCCUGAACCAAAGUUGAAUGGUCCCAAGAAUUUGAUCAUAGAUGAAGGAAAUAAAAUAGUUACUAAUGUGUUUGAUUUUGAUGAUGAUGAAUCUGGGUCAAAUGUCAGCCAGAUUCCCACUACUGUUGCACCCACAGUUGCAACAACAACAACAACAACACCAAAGCAGCGAAAACCAAGGCAAAGGAAGAAGGGGGAACCAGGUUUGCAGAGUCCAGAAAAUCGUGGUCUGUUUUCCAGUCCGGAGCACUGUGAUAAGCUGGUUAUUGGAAGUCCAGAUUCUAAAGGUGUAUUUAGUCCUGAUCAUAAAGUGCAAUACAAUACAUGGGAGAAAAAAGCAUUGUUCUCACCAACAUUCCAACCAGAAGAGCCAAAGCUUGAUGUUAAAACUGCAGCUGAUGAUAAACCACCAGAGCCAUUAUUUAAAGCAUUCUUUGAAGCCAAGCCCAAGAAUGAGAAAGACCUAGAAAAAACCAAUCCCUUACUUGCAAAGAAGGGAAUGUUUAGUCCAAAGGAAGGGGAGAACAAGACUCUUACUGCUGCACAGAUUAUGAGCAACGUGGACAAAACAAUUGAAGAUGUCUCUAAAGGGCUCUUUGAAAGUACUGACGAUGAAGCAACAGUUCAUUCCACUGAAACAACUCCUGUCCAGAAAAAACGUCAGUCCAGAAAAAGCAAGGAUGAGGAUAUGAAGGCUUCACUAAAAUCUCCAGUUCCAAAGUCACCUAUGAUGAAAUCUCCUGUUGUAAACCAUAUAAACAGUCCACCCCCCUCAAUGCCAGUACCUCAUCAACAACCUUUGGUGUUGCCUGGUAUGGGAAUUGGUCAGCCAACUGCUCCAGCACAAAUAGGAGAGCCACAGGUUGCAGGACAUGUUGGAAUGUUUGGUCAGAUGUCGCCACCAGUGUCAAUAGCUGCGUGUCGUGCUCCAGGACAGGCGAACUCUGCUCCAGAAGCUGCUAAAAGUGCUGAAGGUCCACAGAAAACUCCUGAGAAGAUUGUUUCCCACCCUUCACCCAUUAAGACAACUGUGUUGCAAUCACCAGUGAAAUCAUCGGGUAUUACAACAGUUGCACAGACAACUAGUGCAACAACAGUUAUGUCAUCAUCUUCAGCGUCUGUACCGAAAGAUCUCCGAAAAGUUGACGGAGCAAUGGAGGGAGUGCUGAAGAAUUCAAUGCCAGGUUUCCUUGUUCCAGGAGUUUCAGCAACUACUGCAGUGAAUGUUGUACAAGGAAUGUCUACUGCUUCAAGUAUGGCACAGACAACAGUUGUACCAUCAACAACAACUGCAGCAGUCACAGCAGUAGCAACAGCAUCAGAUAUGUCGAAAAGGCAGCAACAGAUGGAGAAAUUGGCACAAGAGCAGCAACAGUUGGAGCAGCAGAGGUUACUAGAGCAGAAGAUAAUUGAACAGAAACAAGCAGAGCUUCAGAAACAACAGGAACAUCAUGUGAAGUUGAAAGAGAUUGAGCUGAAGAAGCAGCUAGAGCAUCAGAAGCAUUUGGAAGAACAACACAAAAUAUUACAGGAGCAGAUGAAGAACAAAGAACUGCAAGAAAUGAAGAAUAAGGAGGAAGCUAUAAAGAAAGAACAAGAGAAGAAGCGUUUAGAAGAACAGUAUAAAUUGUUACAGCAGCAUCAGGAACAUUUGAAGCAGCUACAAGCUGCAGGGGCUACUGUGGGUCCAGGUUCACAACUAGGCCAGCAGGCACUGUUGUCACCAGGAGGGCUUCCACGGCCUAGACCAAGCCUGCCGUCUCCAAAUGAUGGCAAAGCUGGACCAAGGCCGCCAAUAUCGGCUCAUCAUGCAAUGCCACCAGGAGCUUUUGGUCUGCCAGUGCGCCCAGGUCAGUUCCCACCUCAUUUGACCCAGGCACAGAUUCAGGCUAUGCAGCAACACUUGGUGCAACCUCUAGGUCAAGACAAACCACCAACCAGUGCAGAGAUGGCUCUCAAGCAUCAACAGCUCCAGCAGCAGAUUGCUGCUCAACAGAAGGCCCAAGUUCAAGCCAUGGCAGAGCAACAGGCACAGAUUGCAAAGCAGCAAGCCACCCAGGCCAAGCAGAGUUCACAACAAGCUUCAGCAGGGAAGCAACCAGCUCAUAGCGGCCCAGGCAAGAGUGGUCCAGCAACUGCAGCAGUCAAAAAGGGAACAGAAUUGCAGCGUCCUCCCACAAGCCAGGGACCAGGUAUUCAGCCAUUGAUUGGAAAGGAAGGUGCUCCAUUACCAGGCAGCCAGGAAGCCGCAAACCAGCUGACACAGCAAAUCAAGCAGCAACUAGCACUCCAAGCUCAGCACGGUCAGGGUCAUCCAGGCUCUCAUGGAGGACCACCACAAGUUCCACAUGGCUUACCUAGUUGGCAGGUACCCCAUAUGAGACCAGAAGGUCCCAGACAGCCAGGACCACAAGGUCCAGUUACUGGUGAGGCCCGAACUUCCAUGCCUGGACCGGUGCCAGUUCUAGGUGGAAAUCCACAACAGGUGCAGAGAGUGUCUCCUAAUCCACCAACCAAGUCGCCAACAGUGGCACAAACAGCACCAAAUAUGGUUCUCGGCUUCUCCCAGCAUCAGACAGCAGCCCCAAGGGCACCGAGUCCAGCUGUGGCAAAGACGGCAGAAAGGCAAGGACCAAAUGGCAAAUGGUCGGGUACAACAGGAGCGCCUCCGAGACCCAGUCAACCAGAUGUUCGGCCUAGAGUACCAACAACUGAGGCAUGUCCACCAGUAUCAAGGCCGGAGAUAUGGGGUGUAAAUGGACCUCCAGGUUCUACUUCCAUUGGUAUGAACCCCACCCCGAGACCAGCGCAUCAGCAGCCUCCUUCUGCCCAUCAGCAGCAGCCUGACACUCUACAGUUGACCCGACCUCCUGCCCCAGUAGAGAGGGGCAACAAGGAUAAAUUCUUGCAACAACAACAUCUGCAAGAGCUACACAGACAAGAGAUGUUGAAACAACAAGAAGAGAUGCGACAGCAACAAUUGAGGGACCAGGCUUUACAUGCUCAGGCUCAAAAAGAGCUUCAGAUUCAUAAGGAACGUGAAGAGAGGGAGAAGCGUGAAGCUCAGGCUACUCUUGCAUCUCAAAGCCAGUCGGACCCAAGACAGUCCCCGGCUGUUAGAAUGACGUACCCGUUCGUCGAACCGAGGCCACCGAGCCGAGAUGGUGGAAAGAUGCAGCAGAGUCCAGCCAUUGUUGAUCCAAGAGAUCCUCGUUUCUCGCAGCAGUUUCCCGGUCAUCAUCCUGCAGAUUUACGCAUGGGUUCUUCACAAUCGAGCGCUUUCAGUCCCGCAGCUGGCAACAGUGGAGAUCCAACUCACAUGUACACCCAGGCAGAACUGCAGCGGCUCCAGAAUGGACUCAUUCCAGCAUAUCCCCCAGGUCUGUUGAUACGUGAGCCUCACUUGAUCCCUGGACAUGCACCUUAUAUGCUUCCUCCUGGACAUCUAGCAUACAUGGCACAGCAAAUGGAACACCAGCAACAUUUAGUUGAUGGCCGACCACCAUCAAGGGGAACCAGUCGGCCACCAUCAAACCAGCCAGUGCAUACAGUGUCUCCCACUCAGCAGACUCCAAAUGACCAACGGAACCAAGGCAGAAGCCAAGGUCAAGGUCAGGCCAUGGGACCACCGUCAACAAGAGAUCCGCAUCCAGGAGAUGGCAGCUUGUUGAGCUUGUUGCAACGCUACCCUGUCAUGUGGCAAGGUGUUCUCGGAUUGAAGAAUGACCAGUGUGUUGUCCAGAUGCAUUUUAUCUCUGGAUUCCAACCUUUGGUCAAGAUGUCAUUGCCCCAGCAGGCUCCUGAUGGUACAGUACAGCCCCUCAGGAUUGCACAGAGGAUGCGACUGGAACAGGCACAACUUGAGGGGGUUGCCAAACGCAUGCAGAUGGAGAAAGACUACUGUAUGAUGCUGGCGUUGCCGUGUGGACGUGACCAUACAGAUAUAUACCAGCAGACACGAGCCAUGUCAACGGGCUUUAUCCAGUAUUUACAGCAGAAACAGGCGGCUGGUAUUGUAAAUGUUGCAGAUCCAGGCUCCCAACAGCCUGCAUAUGUGGUCCAUAUAUUUCCACCAUGUGAUUUCUCACAGACAACAUUGUCUCGACUUGGAUUUGACCUUCUGUACCAGGUCAAGGACUUGGCUCAUUUAAUUGUCAUCAUAGCAACGGUCGCUUAAAGGUGAAUGUCAAAUUGAUCUGGUAUAAAUUAGCAGCAAAAAUGGGAGGAGCAGAGAGUAUAUACAUUGUAUUUCAGAGAAGAAAAUGAAUCUUUUCGUUCGGGAUUUAACACGCUGAUGUUACAAUGUACCGAUAAAAGACUAUAUUGAAGAAUGUGACGAUUUCAUGGAACUUCGAAACUUUGGUUGGAGAACUUAUAGUGAAAGAAGUAUCUGUGAAAGAAAUCCUGGAUUUGACAAUUUCAUUUUACUCGGAAAUGGAUUAAUUUUGACAUUAUCACUUCAUAAGUGUUUUUAGUUUAGUGGCAUUAGGAAUACAGAGCUUGUACAGGGUUAUAUAAACUUUUGAGACUAUUGCUUACAGCUAGACGGAGUAAACAGUUGUUUCUCAGAAACACAUGUUGUCUAUAGUUAUUGUGCAUAAUUACAUAAACGCAAAAAUAUUGUGUAAUGAAUAUAUUGGAUAUACAUUGUGGAACAGUACAUGGAGUAAAUAUUCAGUAAUAUAGUGAAACAACUCUGUGUUGUACUCCGAUGUUGUGUUUAUGUACUCGAUUACUAUUGUGCUGUGACAAAAAAAAGACUUGACAAAAAAUCCACAAAAAAUAGACUGCCGUGUCUGCUAGUGAUGUAAACAUGGAAUAUUUUUUCAUAUUCAUGCAUGGAAUUAUAGUUUGGCAAAAAAACUUGUUUUUGCUGAUCCAUGCAGUUGCAUUAAGUGUGAGGUAUGAAAUUGACAGACAGUCUGCUGCAAUUUCUGUUGUUGAUGUUUCUAUUUGAGCCAUCCCAUGGGAAAACCAACAUAGUGGGUAUGCGACCAGCAUGGAUCCAGACCAGCCUGCGCAUCCGCGCAGUCUGGUCAGGCUCCAUGCUGUUCGCUUUUAAAGUCUAUUGGAAUUCGAGAAACUGUUAGCGAACAGCAUGGAUCCUGACCAGACUGCGCGGAUGCGCAGGCUGGUCUGGAUCCAUGCUGGUCGCAAAGCCACUAUGUUGGUUUUCCCAUGGCACGGCUCAUUUUAUUUCUUGGAUUUAUUGGUUAUAUUCUGUUACAAUGGAUCUAAUGUGUGAUUUAGAUUGAAACUAAAAUGGAUCUUAAAUUGGAGUUUUCACAUUAAUGUGGAUUUAAUUGGGUGAUUUAUUAUUGUUUCACUUACACAUGUUACUUGGAGUUACAUAUGACACUGCCAGAUUGAAUUUUUUGUUGGAACUGUUUAUAGUGUUGAGCAUGUUUUUAUUGAAUUGACUAUAUAGUGCUUUGAAAAUAAAGUAAUUUUUCUUCUUAUAUAUAGUCCUUUUCAUUCAGCUGGAAAAGGCUAGUUUUUUUUUUCCAAGUUCUGAUUUAAUUUUUUUUUUUUUUUCUGAAGUCUUUACAUACAAUUUGUUUUUUUUUUUUUGCUUGAUAGACAUUUCUAAAAUAUUGAUUCACGUUUUUAGUGAACAUUAAUAUUUUGUGCUGGACACGAUAAUGUUUUUUUCUCCUGUUCAGACCAAUUUUUCAUGAUCAUUAUUGCUUGAUUGUUGUUUUAAUUGCUUUAGAAAUUUGUGCUAACAUUUGACGGGCUUCUGUCCGGUUAUGUUCAUGUCAUUUGAUAGAUAACGUAAUUGUUAUAAGACAAACCUCUAAAAGGACUUCAUGUAAAUGGCAGCUAGGUUUAACGUAAAACAUUUUUUUUGUUGAUACAUUUGUUAUUUUAUUGCUGUGUAACACAUCAAUAACAGUAUUACAUUUAUGACAUAUACAUAUGUACAUGUUGUGUUAUGUCUGUGUAUUUGGGGAAUUGUGUUUAGGAAAAGUGAAUAUGCAGGAUGAGUGGAAAACUUUAUUACUUGUUUAGUGCAAAAUUGAAACACUAAAAAUUACAAACUCUAGCUUCCAAGAAGAAAACGCAUUGAUUUUCAUUAAAAAGAAAAUUUGUAAAUUAAUUUUGAAAUGUUGACGUGUGUUUAGCCAUCCAGGAAGGAACUCAGUUGCUGAAAAUAGAUUUAAAAAAUUUACAUGUUCCGUUAAAGAACUUAAAAUGGAUAAGAAAUUGAAUUUUCUGUUAAGGAACUUGGAAAAAUACAUCAUUAGAAUUGCAGUAAAUUUUUGUCAGAUUUGAUGAAUGUCUUGUAAUAAUGCCAGGAUUGGCAACGAUCUUUUUUUUUCUUCGUGUAAACAGAUUAUAUCCUUGUUUUCUAGAGAAAUUAGGUCAAGGCUUUCCGUAAUUGGAGUGUAAUGUUUUUGUCCUUUAUGUUUUACAUUGUGCUGUUUAAACAGAUACUAACAUUUUUUGUCGGUGAUGAUGCGGUAUGUUUCUUGAAUUUCAGGAUGUUCUGUAAUGCAUGGUGGGUAUAAUACUGAUAAUCGUUCAAUCAAAUAAUUACGCAAAAUUAUAAUAUGUGAUAAACUUGAACUGUUUUGUUAAGAUUGCAUGCAACAUUGAUUAAUGAGGCAAAAUGUAUAAAGAAUCAUUGCAAAAAUUGUGUAAGAUUGGAUCAUCUUCUUUCACUAAAUUAAUGAUGUUUGUUUAAAUGAUUUACAAUGCAGGGGAAAUUUUAUGUUUUUAAAGCAAAUUUGGUGAAACCUGAUAAAAGUCAUGCAAAAGAAAUCACAUCAUGCAAGUCUUCAUUAUCUCUGUUUUUUUAAUUUUCAAGACAAAAACUUUUUUUAUGGUUUGUUAAUAAGAUAACAUUUUUGUUAUACUUCAUUCCUUUCUGGUCCUUUUCAAGGGUAAACUUGAGCAAAUUUUUUUUUUUUUUUUGACAGCCAGAAAUUCAGGAGGUUAGACACCCAUCAUUGUUUUAUAUAUGAUACUGUGUAGUUACCAUGGUAACCAUGUAUGUAUAUGUUACAGUUGUAUAAUGUUUACCCAACAACUUUGUUAAUGAUAUACAUAUUAUAGGAGAGUGUUAUGUACAUACGUUGUAUUUUUGUAGAAAAAAAACAGAAAAAAGAAAAUUGUGCAAUUAAAGCAGAAAAUUAUGGACAAAUUAUUUGAUCUCAGACUGGUUUGUUUGAUUGAAUGAAAACAAAAUCAUCUUUGUCUGUGAUUUUUUCUGUCCGUCAUUGAGUGAAAGAAAGAAUGCUGAAACUUUGUUGAUCAAAUGUUAGUUGUUUUUUUUUCUCCUUUCUUUCUUUUCUUAAAUACAAUUGGAGAUUCCUUUCUUAAAAGGAUUUUUCAGGUUUUUUUCCUUUCUACAUUUCAGCCGGAAGAGCCUUUUUCACAAUAUAUACAAAAUAGACUUCUAUUUAUUACUUUCCAAAUGUGUUGUUAAAGAAGGGAAAAAAUGUUUUCUUUCUUAAUAGAGGGCAUACAGUUUGAUUUCUUGAUAAUUUAUUUUGUGUUCUGUUUAUAUGGAGAGACUCCAUAUGAAAUUAAGCUAUAUGAGCCGCGCCAUGAGAAAACCAACAUAGUGGGUUUGCAACCAGCAUGGAUCCAGACCAGCCUGCGCAUCCGCGCAGUCUGGUCAGGAUCCAUGCUGUUCGCUUUCAAAGCCUUACGGAAUUAGAGAAAAUAAUAGCGAACAGCAUGGAUCCUGACCAGACUGCGUGGAUGUGCAGGCUGGUCUGGAUCCAUGCUGGUCGCAAACCCACUGUGUUGGUUUUCUCAUGGCAUGGCUCGUAUGUUUUUAAGAUAAAAAAAGGUGUUUGUGCGUCUAGAGUGGGUACAGACAAAAAAUGCGGGUUUUAUCUUGGUACCAUGUUAGUACAACUUUUGUUUCCGGGUUUGAAUUUGUUUUGCAGGAACUUGGGUAAAGUUCACGUUAACAUGCAUGUUAUCCAAGUACAAUAAUCAUGAAAGUGCUAUCAUUUUGUAUAUAUUGAGAAUGGGCCAAUUUUCAAUAUUUUUGCCCACAAUUUUUGUGGAUAUAAACUGAAAGAUGAAGUUGUUUGCUGUUUGGAUUUCUUUAUUACAAUUACUAUUUAACUAAAUUAAAAUUUUAACAUUUUUUUCUAACUUUUCUCUUUUUCAUACUUGUCUACAUUACUACUUGUUAUUCAUUGUUCACUUUAUAUGUAACUCAUUAUACAUGCAUUGUAUAUGUUUGUGUAAAGUCACUUACUGUGUAUUACCAUCGUUACCCUAGUUAUAAAUGUGUAUAUUUGGCUGUACAUAUGUGUAUAUAAUAUCGCAGAGCUAUGAAGUUAUUGUAUAUAUUGUAGAUAAUAUGACAUUGUCUGUGUACAUAAGCCAACAGCCUAUUGUGAUCUUUUCCCAAGAGGGACAUUUCUAUAGAGAUAAUUUAGGUUUCCAUGGCAACCAGUCUUAGACAUUUUCUUAAUAAUGACAUUUGUAGGGAAAAAUAGCUGGAGAACGGCAAUCCUGCCCUUAUUAGAAGCUUGGAGAACUGUCGUCUGCUUUAAUUAAAACUGAGAAACUUAAGUUUAUAUUCAGAUGAUUCCUGUUUUGAUGUAUCUAGACGGAUAUUUUAAGAAGUGGGUUUUUUUUUGUAAAUUUAGAACAUUUCUGAUAUUGGUUGCUAUGGUAACUGUUGUCAUGUAGGAAGUUUGUUUCUUCCUUGGUCUUGUCUCACUAAAAUCUGAUUAAAAUGUUAACAAAUACAUAA
Messenger RNA from Mercenaria mercenaria, 20991 nucleotides. RefSeq names its product msx2-interacting protein-like. The transcript has 18 exons. Gene Ontology annotation, cellular component: nucleus. The record is from RefSeq and is a predicted model, not a curated record. Bases 2050 to 16443 code for a protein of 4797 amino acids. Gene Ontology annotation, biological process: regulation of transcription by RNA polymerase II. NCBI's taxonomy places the organism in Eukaryota, Metazoa, Mollusca, Bivalvia, Venerida, Veneridae. Gene Ontology annotation, molecular function: mRNA binding.